Molecule: messenger RNA, 318 nt
Organism: Trichomonas vaginalis G3
Lineage: Eukaryota; Parabasalia; Trichomonadida; Trichomonadidae
Exons: 1
Coding region: 1-318 (105 amino acids)
Source: RefSeq, a predicted model, not a curated record
AUGUCCGACGUCCCACCAACUGAGUCCAUUCCCAAACCAGAAGAACCUAAAGCACCAGCCCCUGCACCUCAGUUCCAGCAAUUCCAAUCUCAAUCCAAAUUACUACCAAUUCCAAUACAAAUCGAAGAGAGACCAAGAGUUCGAAGAAGGUCUGAACCGCUUACGCAAAGAGUAUGCUACAGCUCCAACCCUUGGUUGUUCCAGCAAUUCCAAUCUCAAUCCAAAUUACUACCAAUCUCAAUCCAAAUCGAAGAGAGACCAAGAGUUCGAAGAAGGUCUGAACCGCUUACGCAAAGAGUAUGCUACAGCUCCAAUUGA